This is a messenger RNA of Micropterus dolomieu (smallmouth bass), 3385 nucleotides long. RefSeq names its product desumoylating isopeptidase 1b (gene desi1b). NCBI's taxonomy places the organism in Eukaryota, Metazoa, Chordata, Actinopteri, Centrarchiformes, Centrarchidae. Gene Ontology annotation, biological process: protein modification by small protein removal. The record is from RefSeq and is a predicted model, not a curated record. Gene Ontology annotation, molecular function: peptidase activity. The transcript is spliced from 6 exons. The coding region runs from base 735 to 1229 and encodes 164 amino acids.
ACGUUAACUGAAGUUUCAACUUUAACUUUACCCAGACAACGUUUACGUUAGCUAGCUAGCUUAGCUUGUAAUUAGCCACUGUUCGGUAUUUUGGGGUCACCCAGUUGACCAAUGGAUCUUUCUAAUGAUGCACACAAACUAUAUGGACUAAAUGCAUUACAACAAUAACCUGAAGCAAUAUUAAGUCACUAUAAGAUCAUUCAGCCACUUGCCGUGCUCUGCCACUUUCUGCCCACAAGCACACAAGUCCAGACUAGUUUCAAUGGCUGGCGCGCUCAGGUACGUGAACGUGCACGCUGAAAAGCGUAUAGAGCAGCUCGUCUAUUGGUCACGUGUCUGCCAAUCUAAAAUACUGGCCAAUCCUAGUGAAGGAGGCGGGAUUUAUUUACAACGACGCACGACACCGGAAAAGAGUGUCCUCUUCAUGCCAAAGCACUUUUCUGAAAGUUUUGUUGUUGUUUACAGUGAGACAGUGUCACAGCACCAGCUGUUAGCACUCCGGCAACUGUCUCUAGGAUAUUUAAAUAUUUGUCACUUUAUUACUUUUCAUUUUAAAUAGCCUGUGGCAUAUGCUUAUAUCCGUAAGAGCUCCACGGUCAACUUUUAUUAAAGUUUUGCUUGCUACUAGCUAACGUUACCGGUGUCCUAGCCGGCCAGCUCUUGGUGGAUGUGAGUCAGCAAACUUUGUGCUAGGCUAGCUGCUGUCAUUUUGAAGAAGUCCCUUUUGUGUCACCAUGGACCAUAGUGGCGCUCACCCAGUGAAACUGUACGUUUACGACAUGUCCAGAGGCAUGGCCCGCCAGAUGAGUCUCCUCAUGCUAGGGAAACAGCUUGAUGGGAUAUGGCACACUGCUGUUGUGGUCCAUGGAAAGGAGUUCUACUUUGUAGGAGAAGGCAUCAACCAUUGUUCACCCGGUGGGAGCUCCUUGGGUGAGCCUGACUUUGUAGUGGACCUGGGCUCCACUGAGGUGCCUGAAGAGAUCUUUAUGGUGUACCUGACUUCACUGGGAGAGUCCACAUACAGAGGUGACAAGUACAACCUGUUUGAGCACAACUGCAAUGCUUUCAGCAAUGAGGUGGCUCAGUUCCUCACAGGCAAAAAGAUCCCAUCGUACAUUACGGACCUUCCUUCUGAAGUGCUGUCCACGCCUUUCGGCCAGGCUCUCCGUCCUUUACUGGAUUCCAUCGUCAUAAAUCCCGGAGGCAGCAACAUAACUGGACAGCGGUAGACAGGGCUGUGCACAUUAAAGAAAGUACUUCAAUCCAAUGGUCGUUGAAGUGGGUGAGACUAUCACCAUCAGCCGCCAAUGAGACUCUGAUAACAUCUCUGCCUGUGGCUGACAGGUUGAUCUUUGCUAUAAGUCACUUUUCCAGCUAACCUGCCAUCAUUUGGACGGCCUUCUCUAUUAAGUUUCAAGUUCAGUUUCUGUUUAUUCUAUACAUCUGAGGUUUUAAGGUGUGCCAACCACUGGUGCUAGGGCACUGAAAGAGUACAUUUCUACUCUGGGUGCAAUCAGUGAGAUGCAGCUACAAGUUUUUAUGUUCAUAAAAGGAGAGUACGUCACCUGGUUUAAUCAUGUCCUCCAGAUUUGUAUUUUAAAUUGUUAUUUGAGAGGCUGAAGUGAUCUCUUCCUGUACUGGUACUCUUGAGAGACUUUUUAAAUGAACAUCUUCAUCCUUCCUAAGAGUCGAUUAGGAAGUGUGUUAAAAUUAGAUUACCAGUACAGAAAUGGAUUUAAGAAUGUUGUUCCCUUGGUAUGUAACUUGGUUUAUACCUUGCCAGCUGUCUAAAAGCAAACAGACUAAUCCUACCUCAGCCAUAUCAUGCUCUUACCAAACAUCGGUCUUGUCUUCCACCCUUUUUGGUACCAUAUCAAUGACCGUUGACAGCUCCUUGGGGAAGAGAGUGUAGUUUAAUGCUUCUUAUAAGAUGCCGCGUUCCCUCCCAUCACUUCACUUCCUAGUGGCCAUUUACACAAGUUAGAUGGAAUUUACAGUUGUUAUUCUCUCUCUUCAUCAUCAGGAAAGCUGUUCUUUACAAUUUAUCAGGAGAGAGAUUUAAGCAGUAAUGCUCAAAUCUGUAUUUUUAAUGGAGUUUAUAAAGGCUCCAAGGCUUUGCAGUCCUAUAAAUGUGUUACUUUAAUAAUGGAAUAAAAAGAAAUACACUUCAAGGUCUAGCUGGAUCCAGAUCUGCACAUGUUCAGUUCAUGGUGAAGCUAACAAUGCUCCUAGAUGCCACGAUGUAACAAAAGAUUUCUCUUAAAAUCCAGAAACCGCACAUGGGUCCAGAUUAUUACCAAAAACUAGACCGUUGUUCAGUGGUCCAUGGAAUUAUUAAAUUCCAUUGCAUACAAACAAACAUACAAGACCAAAAUGGUAACCUCUGUGGCAGAGAUAAUACUUCUUCUCUUCAGAAACCACAUUAGACCAUUUAUUCCCCGAAGGAGCUCAGGCUAAUCUCAGUGUAAAUUUUAGUAUAAAUGUGUUUUUUAAGAAGUAGAGCUGUCAAACUCGCCACACUGCCCUAUUUUUCUAAUCAUUCAUCUUUUUAACAUGUUUUUUUCUUCUUCUGGCCUUUCUUUGUAUUCAGUGUUUUAGAAAACACAGUUUGACCACAUCUAUGGGCCUGUCUUCACUAAAGAGAUUCUGAGAUUAAUGCUUCUUUCAGGGACAUCUGAUGACCACACAGCAUAGGAUUGUUUUUUUAAUAUAUAGGACCAAUUUGUGCAUCUUUUUGCUGCUUCUCUUGCCAAGACUUAGAGUUUAUUCAAUUUAUAAAGACAGAUAUGUAAUAACCUUAAAUAUCUUAAUAAUACUGAAGUUUUGUAUAGUUUCUAUUUACAUGAUUAAGCCAGGCAUAAUGAAUUAUAUUCACAGCAGGUGUUCUGCCAACAGCCACUUACCUGCAUCACUGAGGGGCCAUUAAUCCCUCCUUAAAGAAAAACAUUGCUGAUGCCAUCUGUGUCUUUAGUUUUACUCUAACUGACCUUCCUGAAAAGUUGACUAGGAAUUAUGGUUAUUUUGAGAAUAGUUGUUAUUAUUAUUUCACCUAGUAGACCUAUUAAAUUGUCUUAAAUAUAAUUUUACAUACAUGCACAAGGGCUCUCAAGUCGCUUAUCAUUCUCUUAAAUUGGACUAUAUAAGGUCUUAAUUUAUUAAUUUUUAAUCUGAUUUCAUUUUACUUUUGCACUUAAGUGACCCUGUCAGGAAAAAGCCUAUGCUAGAUAAAACUUGCUUUAUAGUGAACUGUCGUACUGACCUGCUGAGAGAAAUCAACAGAAACAUUCACGUUCACACAUUAUAAACAUUGUUCUGCAAGUUGUCAAAUGUGUGACAUUUAAAACUUUGCUCAAGUUGUGAUAUUAAAAUAUCUUUUAUGUCUUAA